This is a messenger RNA of Suncus etruscus (white-toothed pygmy shrew), 2418 nucleotides long. RefSeq names its product RNA polymerase II associated protein 3 (gene RPAP3). The transcript has 16 exons. Gene Ontology annotation, molecular function: protein binding. NCBI's taxonomy places the organism in Eukaryota, Metazoa, Chordata, Mammalia, Eulipotyphla, Soricidae. The record is from RefSeq and is a predicted model, not a curated record. The coding region runs from base 238 to 2208 and encodes 656 amino acids.
GCAUUUCCCUUUUUUUAGUUUUUGGUUCACACCCAACUUAUUUAGGGAUUAUUCCUGACUCUGUGCUCAGGGAUCACUUUUGGCUUCUAGCAGACUUGAGGGACCAUUCUAGGGACCAGUGACAGGGAUCUAACCUGGGUCAGCCAUUUCCGGGGAAAGCAUUUUGCCUGCUGUACUAUCUCUCUGGUCUGUUUCAUUUUUAUCAUAGAUUGACUGGUCCAGGCUGUGCCGGCCAUAAUGACUUCAACAAGUAAAGCAAUUGAGUUACAACUUCAAGUGAAACAAAAUGCGGAAGAAUUACAAGAUUUUAUGAGAGAUUUACAAAAUUGGGAAAAAGAUAUUAAACAAAAGGAUAUGGAACUAAGAAGACAGAAUGGGGUUCCAGAAGAGAAAUUACCACCUAUUCGAAAUACGAAUUUUAGGAAAAAAAAAAAAGGCAAAGCUAAAUCACCUUCUAAAACAACUAAAAUCGAAAACACAAAAAAUAGAAUAAGAUCCUAUGAUUAUGAAGCUUGGGCCAAACUUGAUGUGGACAGUAUCCUUGACGAGCUUGAUAAAGAAGAAAGUACUCAUGAUUUUGUGUCUCCAGAAUCAGAGUCAGAAGAAGAUGGAAUUCAUAUAGAUUCCCAAAAGGCUCUUGCUCUAAAAGAAAAGGGCAAUAAAUACUUCAAACAAGGAAAAUAUGAUGAAGCAAUUGAAUGCUACACCAAAGGCAUGAAUGCUGAUCCAUAUAAUCCCGUGUUGCCAACAAACAGAGCAUCAGCAUACUUUAGAUUGAAAAAAUUUGCUGUUGCUGAAUCUGAUUGCAAUUUAGCAAUUGCCUUGAAUAGAGAUUAUACAAAAGCAUAUGCCAGACGAGGUGCAGCUCGCUUUGCUUUGCAAAAAUUAGAAGAUGCCAAAAAAGAUUAUGAAAAAGUCUUAGAACUGGAGCCAAAUAAUUUUGAAGCAGCGAAUGAACUGAUGAAAAUUAAUCAGAUGUUCACACCCAAUGAAAACUCUUAUCCAAAGGAAGUUGAUCCAGUCAUUAAGUCAACUGAAGAAGAGAAAAAAAUAAAAGAGAAACAGAAUAAGCAGCAGGCUAUAUCACAGAAAGAUCUGGGAAAUGGAUUUUUCAAAGAGGGAAAAUAUGAAAGAGCAAUUGAAUGCUAUACACAAGGAAUAGCAGCAGAUGGCGCUAAUGCUCUUCUUCCUGCUAAUAGAGCAAUGGCCUAUCUGAAGAUUCAGAUGUAUGAAGAGGCUGAAAAAGAUUGUACACAAGCUAUAUUUUUAGACGGUUCAUAUUCUAAGGCGUUUGCACGAAGAGGAACUGCAAGAACGUUUUUGGGCAAGUUAGUUGAAGCCAAGCAAGAUUUUGAAACUGUUUUACUUUUGGAACCUGGAAAUAAGCAAGCUGUAACUGAACUUUCCAAAAUUAAAAAGGAAUUAAUUGAAAAAGGACACUGGGAUGAUGUCUUUCUUGAUUCUACACAAAGACAAAACGUGAUAAAACCCAUUAAUAAUCCAUCUCGUCUUGGAUCAACUAGCCCACUCAGGAAGAUUAUUAUAGAAGAAACUGGUAAUUUGAUACAGACCAUUGAUGUGCCAGAUAGUACUACUGCUGCUUCUCCAAAGAAUAAUCCUAUUAAUCUAGCAAAUGUAAUAGCAGCCACAGGCACUGCAAAUAAGAAAAUUCCAAGCCAAGAUGGCCCUUUAUCCACAAGUGAUAUUCCAAAAGCCAAAGUACUGAAAAUAGAAGGAAUCAACGAGUCUUCAGAUCUUAAGCCUCAAGUGAAUUUGAAACAGAGUAAUACUUCUGUAGAGCCAGACAAAGUACCCUCUCAGUUUAUCACAGCUGUCCCUCCGGUUCCUGCCAACUCAUUCCAACUUGAAUCUGAUUUUAGACAGUUGAAAUGUUCUCCAGAUAUGUUGUAUCAGUAUUUGAAGCAAAUUGAGCCAUCUUUAUAUCCUAAGCUGUUUCAGAAAAAUUUAGAUCCAGAUGUAUUCAACCAAAUCAUUAAAAUUCUGCAUGACUUUUACAUUGAGAAAGAAAAACCAUCACUCAUCUUUGAAAUUUUGCAAAGACUUUCUGAAUUAAGACGCUUUGAUAUGGCAGUGAUGUUUAUGUCAGAACCUGAGAAAAAACUUGCACGUAUAUUAUUCAAUCACAUAGAUAAAUCAGGAUUAAAGAAUAAUUCUCUUGAAGAACUCAAGAAAAGAUAUGGUGGUUGACUCCAUUUUUACUGAAAUUAUCUUUGCUCUUAAUAAGUAAAAUUUUUUCUACUGAAAAUAGUGCAUGUGACGUUUUAAGACAAUGAAAUCACAUAGAAAAGGACUAUUGAAUUAUAGUUAACUACAAAAUAAAUUUAAAUUGCAAAUUGAAGUCAAAUACUUAAAAUUCUUAUUCUGAAAAUAAAAGUGAAUGAUUUGUUUUUGUAAAUA